Neoarius graeffei (lesser salmon catfish) is the source of this 1744-nucleotide messenger RNA. RefSeq names its product cholecystokinin B receptor b (gene cckbrb). Gene Ontology annotation, cellular component: membrane. The transcript has 5 exons. Gene Ontology annotation, molecular function: gastrin receptor activity; neuropeptide receptor activity. Lineage: Eukaryota; Metazoa; Chordata; Actinopteri; Siluriformes; Ariidae. The coding region runs from base 168 to 1496 and encodes 442 amino acids. The record is from RefSeq and is a predicted model, not a curated record. Gene Ontology annotation, biological process: neuropeptide signaling pathway.
ACCACAUCCAUACCGGCUGUGCACUACAGAAGAUCCUUCAGCAACACAGGGAACUCGGGAAUCAGCAGAAGUAGGGGAAAAAAAGGCAGCUGAAUAAAAAAAAAGUGGUUUGGUUUUUAGUAAUUUGCAUUAUCCAUGAGGCUAAUUAAUUAAAAAAAAAAGUUAACAUGGAUUUAGAGAACCCGCAGGAGAACCUGAAGGCGCUGUUGGAGUGUUUAAGUUUUAUAAACAGCACAUUCCUGAACAGGAGUCUGGACCUGAUUGACAGUAACAGCACCUGUGAAGAAGAGCACUUUAACCCCAAAGACCGACCUGCACGACCUAAAGAAAUGGGUUCAGUGCGGAUACUGCUCUAUUCUGUGAUAUUCCUGCUCAGCGUAUUUGGCAACCUGCUCAUCAUUGUGGUUUUGGUAGUGAAUAAACGAAUGCGGACGGUCACCAACUCCUUCCUCCUCUCUCUGGCUGUCAGUGACCUGAUGAUGGCUGUGUUUUGCAUGCCCUUCACGUUCAUCCCAAAUCUGCUGGAAGACUUCAUCUUUGGAGCUGCCAUGUGCAAGAUUGUGGCCUAUCUCAUGGGAAUUUCUGUCAGCAUAUCCACCUUCAGUCUAGUGGCCAUAGCAAUCGAGAGAUACAGUGCUAUCUGUAAUCCUCUGAAGUCCCGGGCCUGGCAGACUCGUUCCCAUGCAUACAAGGUUAUUGCUAUGACUUGGGCUGUGUCUUUCCUCAUCAUGACCCCAUACCCAAUCUUCUCCUCCCUUGUUAGCUACUCCAAACCCGACAAAGUCACUGCACAUAUGUGCCGCCAUGAUUGGCCCAAGGACCAAGUGAAGCAGGCUUGGUGCAUCCUGUUGCUGUUGAUUCUUUUUGUCAUACCUGGAGUUGUGAUGAUCAUUGCUUAUGGGCUUAUCUCCCGGGAGCUCUACUGCGGAAUACAAUGUGAGCUGGAGCAGAAGAAAGGCCAUAGUGGAACAAAGAAUGGUGCAACUGCAAUCAUCUCAUCUGGCAUUGAUCAUGGUGAUGGCUGCUACAUUCAGGUAUUGAAGCGACCUAACUCCAUAGAGAUGUCCACCCUCGCUCUGUCUGCCUCUGCCAAGGUGGACCGUCCUCGCAGCAACACCUCUGAGACCAAGCUCAUGGCCAAAAAGCGUGUGAUCCGCAUGCUGAUCGUCAUUGUGACCAUGUUCUUUAUCUGCUGGAUGCCCCUGUAUUCUGUUAAUACCUGGAAGGCCUUUCAUCCACCUUCUGCCCACAGGGCUCUCUCUGGAGCCCCAAUCUCCUUCAUUCAUCUCCUGUCCUACACUUCAGCCUGCAUCAAUCCCAUCAUUUACUGCUUCAUGAACAAGCGCUUCCGCAAGGCUCUGAUAACCACUUUCUCCUGCUGCUGCCGAUCAUGCCGCACACGACGCUUCAGUGAGGGAGAUGAUGAUGCCACUGCCACUGGGGCAUCUGUGUCUAAGUUUAACUACACCACUAUCAGCACCAUGGGACCAUGUUGAUUUCCAACAAAAGAGAGAGGUGGCUUGCUCUUACAUUGCUACCUAAAAUGGAAGAAGACAAGGAUGGAGAAGGUUCAGUGGAUGAUCGUUAGCUUAGAUUGAUGGAGGAUUAUCGGGGAAUGUGAAGGUUUGACUUUGCAGUGAUUGAUAUUGUGCUGCUAUAUGAAGUUAAUUCUGUUGUAUUAACAGUAAUAUCUGCAUGCUAAUUUAUCACAUAUUGUUGUUUUGUAAUUUGUGAUUACCUAUAC